AACCUCAGGUUUUCUGUGCAUGCUUAAGUAAACUAGCCCGUUUUGAUAAAUGGYUGAGAAAUCCAAGCUUCCUGUCCUCUCCAACUAUCAGUAGUGCCGCACACAGAGAAAACAGGCAGGCUAUGCGGUAUAUUCACUGGAACGGAAAGUGCGCGCGCUCCUCCUUAGAACUUUGAACUCCUCCACAGAACCAUAUUAGCCUAUUCUGUGCAAUAUAAAUGUCAUAUACGUAGGCCUAUUGUUUAAUGUUGUAGUUAAUGCGUUAUAGAGAGGGUUUAGUACGUUUAAAUUAUCAAUUAUGGCGAAGUGGUCGGUUUUUCUAUUCUACCUCCUCCAAGGACUGGUUCAUCUCAUUACCGGGCAGCAGCAGCCGCCACGCGAACGAGUGGGGCCUUGGCGGCAGAGGAUUCAGUGGGAGAAUAACGGUAAGGUGUACAGUUUGAUGAGCACCGGGUCAGAGUAUCAACCACCGGCGCGGCCGAGAAGCCAGUCCAGAGUCUACAUGAGCACAGGGAGGGAUGGCACCGGUCAGACGCAGCCUGGAACGCGGGAAGGCACAGUGGCGCACAGAAGACCUGGACCAAUCGAAUCGAACGUAGGUGGACAUUUACGGGACCAAACCAACAACGUUCUAGAUCCUGGAUCUGUACAUUUAGGACAUGACAGUAGACAGUAUCUGGUACCCAAUGCYCGCCAGUCAGGGGCCAGGUCGCAGCCCGAGGUGCCAUACCGAGCGGGAGUGGCGGGGUCCCCUGGCGCACGGCGCUACUCCCCAGAGUACACUUACCGUGUAAACGCAUCGGUCCCUGAGCUGCUCCCCGAGUUCUCCGGUAGCGGGGUACCGAGGAGAGGAGUCCCUGUCACUCAGGAUGUUACCUGGGAUGCUCGCUCGGGGCUUCCCGCCUCUCCAUCCCGAGGCAGGGAGGCAGUGCCUGUACCGGGCGUAGAAUACCAAGAGAUGCGCGCGGAGCCCGGUGCAUCCAUCUCCAGGCAACCCGCACUAACGGAUAAUUCCAACGCACCUUAUGUCAUCCCUAACCGGAGGGGUGCUCCUCCAGGACUCGGACCCGUYAACCCUGCUGAAACAUCGAAUGAGGCAGCAAGUAACGGCGAGGACAUGGUYUCGGACGACCCUCGGAACCCUUUUAAAAACCACCGGAAUUCCGUCUUCUACAACAUGUAUUCCUCCAGAGGCAGAACGCCYGUAGCACGCACGCGGCGGCCGCGUCCCCCGGCGUCCGUCCCCGGCACUGGAUAUGGCACUAGAUAUUUUCAGAAUGGGCUCCCAGAUCUCGUCCCAGACCCGUAUGCCAUCCAGGCAGGUGCAUACAUCCAGCGGAUGCAGAUGUACUCUCUGCGCUGUGCGGCUGAGGAGAACUGUUUGGCGAGGUCAGCGAGCACAGCAAGGGACAUAGACUACAGAGUGCUGCUUCGCUUCCCCCAGAAAGUCAAGAACCAGGGCACCACUGACUUCCUUCCUGUUAAACCAAGACACCAGUGGGAAUGGCACAGCUGUCACCAGUGAGUAAAUAUAUUCCCA
Molecule: messenger RNA, 1540 nt
Organism: Salvelinus sp. IW2-2015
Lineage: Eukaryota; Metazoa; Chordata; Actinopteri; Salmoniformes; Salmonidae
Product: protein-lysine 6-oxidase
Biological process (GO): peptidyl-lysine oxidation; collagen fibril organization
Molecular function (GO): copper ion binding; protein-lysine 6-oxidase activity
Source: RefSeq, a predicted model, not a curated record